This is a messenger RNA of Coregonus clupeaformis (lake whitefish), 4948 nucleotides long. Its product is annotated as protein kinase C and casein kinase substrate in neurons protein 1-like. NCBI's taxonomy places the organism in Eukaryota, Metazoa, Chordata, Actinopteri, Salmoniformes, Salmonidae. Gene Ontology annotation, molecular function: protein binding; phospholipid binding. The coding region runs from base 451 to 1806 and encodes 451 amino acids. The transcript has 10 exons. Gene Ontology annotation, cellular component: cytoplasm; endosome; plasma membrane. The record is from RefSeq and is a predicted model, not a curated record. Gene Ontology annotation, biological process: neuron projection morphogenesis; positive regulation of dendrite development; cytoskeleton organization.
CACACUCACUCUCACACACACACCCACACACACAACCAUACACUGAAACACUCACACGCUUUCACUCAACACGUUGCCUGGCCAGAAGUGUCUGUGCUCUUGGAUAAGACAGUGUCUAUGUCCGUUGCCAGUGUAUGGUGUGAUGAUGCGAGCUCAGCUGUCUGAGAAAAAACGGGGCUCUGAGCUGAACAAAAACAAAGGGGCGGGAGGAGUGAGAGGAGAGAGAGGAGAGAGAGGAGAGAGAGGAGAGAGAGGAGAGAGAGGAGUGAGAGGAGAGAGAGGAGAGAGAGGAGAGAGAGGAGUGAAGCCCACGUGCCUCAGAGCUGGAGCUGUAUCUGUAGCUAGCCGUCGUGUCUCACCCUGCUAAUGGAGGACUGAGGUGCCUGAAGACCAAGACUCUGCUGCAGACUCCCAAAACCUCCUCAAGUCCUCUCUGCCAAAUCUAGGAUCAUGUCGGGCGCCUAUGAUGAGUCGGCCAGCCAGGAGGAUGCCACAGACAGCUUCUGGGAGGUGGGGAACUAUAAGCGUGCUGUGAAGCGGAUUGAUGAUGGCCACCGGCUCUGCAAUGACCUGAUGAACUGUAUACAAGAGCGAGCCAAAAUCGAGAAGGCCUACAGCCAGCAGCUGACCGACUGGUCUAAAAGAUGGAGACAGCUGGUAGAUAAAGGGCCCCAGUACGGCAGUGUGGAGAGGGCCUGGGUGGCAAUGAUGACCGAGGCUGAGAAGGUGAGUGAGCUGCACCAGGAUGUGAAGAACGGCCUGCUCAAUGAUGACUUUGAGAAGGUGAAGAACUGGCAGAAGGACUCCUACCACAAGCAGAUGAUGGGAGGCUUCAAGGAAACAAAAGAGGCAGAGGAGGGCUUCAAGAAGGCCCAGAAACCAUGGGCCAAGAAGCUCAAGGAGCUUGAGACUGCCAAGAAGACGUACCACCUGGCGUGUAAGGAGGAGAAGGUGGCGUCCACCAGAGAGGCCAACAGCAAGGCAGACACCUCAGUCACAGUCGACCAGCAAAAGAAGCUCCUGGACAAGGUGGACAAAUGCAAGCAGGACUCUCAGAAGGCUAAGGAGAAGUAUGAGAAGGCUCUGGAUGAGCUGAGGAAGUGUACGCCCCAGUACAUGGAGAACAUGGAGACAGUGUUUGACACUUGUCAGCAGUUUGAGGAUAAGAGACUGAGCUUCCUCAGGGAGGUGCUGUUGGACAUCAAACGACACCUCAACCUCACCGAGAACCAAAGUUACUCCACAGUGUACAGAGACCUGGAGCGCACCAUCACCUCUGCCAGCGCACAGGACGACCUGAAGUGGUUCAGCAACAACCACGGCCCUGGCAUGCAUAUGAACUGGCCCCAGUUUGAGGAGUACAAUCCAGAGCUCACUCACAUGAUCACCAAACGAGAGAAGUCAAAGAAAGGGGCAGACGGUAUAAUGCUGACCAGCGUGACAGCAGCACCGGACCAUGUGGCUGCACCGGCUGGCGACAGGGGCAGUGUGAGCAGCUCUGAUAAGAACCAGGCCUACUCCUCCCAGGACCAGUCGGCAGAGUGGUCAGACGAUGAGCAGGCCGCGCCAAACUCCGGCUCAGACACCAAUGGGGGCGGGGCCAACCCCUUUGAGGAGGAGUCAGCGAAGGGCGUGCGGGUGAGGGCGCUAUACGACUAUGACGGACAGGAACAGGAUGAACUCACCUUUAAAGCAGGAGAAGAGCUAACUAAACUAGAAGACGAGGAUGAACAGGGCUGGUGUAAAGGCCUGUUGGACAGCGGCAAGUUGGGUUUAUAUCCUGCUAAUUACGUAGAGCCCAUCUAGCUGGACUUUCAUCCUGCUAAUUACGUAGAGCCCAUCUAGCUGGACUUUCAUCCUGCUAAUUACGUAGAGCCCAUCUAGCUGGGCUUUCAUCCUGCUAAUUACGUAGAGCCCAUCUAGCUGGGCUUUCAUCCUGCUAAUUACGUAGAGCCCAUCUAGCUGGGCUUUCAUCCUGCUAAUUAUGUAGAGCCCAUCUAGCUGGGCUUUCAUCCUGCUAAUUACGUAGAGCCCAUCUAGCUGGGCUUUCAUCCUGCUAAUUACGUAGAGCCCAUCUAGCUGGGCUUUCCUCCUGCUAAUUACGUAGAGCCCAUCUAGCUGGGCUUUCAUCCUGCUAAUUACGUAGAGCCCAUCUAGCUGGGCUUUCAUCCUGCUAAUUACGUAGAGCCCAUCUAGCUGGGCUUUCAUCCUGCUAAUUACGUAGAGCCCAUCUAGCUGGGCUUUCAUCCUGCUAAUUACGUAGAGCCCAUCUAGCUGGGCUUACAUCCUGCUAAUUACGUAGAGCCCAUCUAGCUGCUUGUGUAAGCGGAGGACACUGCCCCAUUGGUGGGUCACCCAGACUGAACAGUCCAAUCAUACUGCACAUUGCCAGAGACUUCAAAGCAACACUUCCCUGUUCCCCCUCUCUGCCUGACCAACCAACACACUGACUGAGCAGUCUUUAUUUAAACACUCCCCUAGGACUCACAUCAGAGAAACGCAGUACCAACAUAAACAACACAUAUCAGUCACAACUCUAGGAUUGUUACCACAGUCAAACCAUGGCAGUAUGUCUGUACCAACAACACCACAACACCAACAAGCGCAGGAAAACUAUUCUGCCGUGUUCUAUUUCAAUGUUGUGCAGUGGUUAUGAUGACAUUUACCUGGCAGUAUGGAAGUAUGUUCCCUCAUAACACUAGUGAUAUGAUAUAGUCCAUGGUGCCUGCAUAGCCAGAAUAAGCUAUGCACUGUGCAUUGUAAAUAUUUGCUGACAUUUUUUGUUUUUCUUUGCAAUCUGGAUGCUAUGCGAAACUGUACAGUCCUGUUUUUUGCAUCUGUCAUUCCAUGUAAGGUUUUAAAUAUGCUGUACAGUACUACAGAUUCUCACUCUUUUUCUAUAUUUUCUAUGUGAGUUGCUCCUGUGUUGAGUGCUAUGCAGUGUUUGGUGUUUUCCCCCUGAAGUCCCCCUGUGCAACAGCAGCAGCAUGUCCUACUGUAUCACACUAAUGACGUUUAGCUGCAAGAUCAUUGACAAAUCACUGUGGAGCAGAGCAGAGCAGUACUACACUGUUAAGCCUUGUUCAGUGUAACGGUAUACAAUAGUGUUUCUCAACCCUCAUUGUACCAGGGACUGGUAAGCUAUGGUUCUACUCCUUUGAUGACUGUUUAGUUGAAAACCUGCUCUCAAGAUCAGACGAAAUCGGUGUCAGUCAGAUAACCAUCUGAUGGACCUCUCAGCAAUGUCUCAGGGACCGGUGCCGGAUCAUGGAUCCGGGGCAUGAGAAACACUGGUAUAAAUGUAAAUGUAAAUGUAAUAUAUACUUUCCCCUAGGCAGCGCUGAGUGUACUUGUAGUACCUGUGACCAUGUUGCUCAUGUGCCUGUCAUUUCCUGUGUUAUUUCCUGACCCCACUGCUUUCUGGACUAAUCACUUUGUUGUCUUCUGUUUUGUGUUCACUUAGAAACAUGCCUUAUUGUUUUGAUUUUUUUUCAGUCUGAAAGUCUGACAAUUGUCUUUUUAGUUGUUGUGUUGUUGCAUGUAUUGGGUUUAGGUAGUGAAAGCAAGUGAACAACCUUUUUCUGGUUACAUGUUUACAACAGUGGGUUUUUCGAAGGGUCAGGGUUCAAACAUUCAUAUGUGGGUCUCCACAAAGGUUCAGCACAAAUACAACAUUGAUCCAACACCACCCUACUCAUCAACGGGUGAAACGGGAAUCGGUUUGUCAUCAGAAAUGGACUGUCGCUGACCAAAUUAAAGGAGCCAAAUACAUUUUGGAAUAUGAGCGAAUCCUGGGAAUUUGCUGUAUGGAUGAUCACAUUUACAGUAACAACCCAGCGAGAGCCACACUGCCCCAUGGGACAUACUAGAUCCUGUCACCUCUGGCUCAACAUCGUAACCAUAACAACUGUUUUUGUUGCCAUGGCUUCAGUUUAUUAUAGGACUUCUACAUCCUGUCUUUUUUAUGAAUGAAAAUUAUAAAGUCCCCUCUACUGUAUCCCAGCUCAGUCUCCACCUUGCUAUCCCUGAUCUAACAGUCAUUGCAUGCUCGAUCACCAUAAGCAUUGAAUACUACUGAAAGUGAGCUUACUGGACCAUUUGACCAAAUUGACCAAACUUUGUUUAUGUUUUUAUCCUGUCAGUUGAUUCCUAAACAUAAUCUUAUGAAAACUGAUGCCAAUGAUUUUGGACUCUUAACUGGUCAAAUUUAGACAAAUCAGUAUAUUCAUUGUUUUUUAACAUCUCCAAAUAAUCGGGAUAACUUGAAUCUAUACAACACACAAUCCUGUUAAAUCUCAAUCCUUGUCUUUUGAGCUAGUGAAUCAAACAGAGAAUCUUCAGCAGAGAUUAUACUUGUGUGGCUGUUAUAUGACACAGCUGUAGUGUUCGUUUCCUUAGCAACCCUGGGAGGUAGUGAAAGCUAUACCCUGACUGCUCUCUCUCAAAACAAGAGGGGUGUACUCUCACCGACAUGGGGACAAAAAGCUACAGUACAAAGUGUACUGCAAAAAAAGGUAGAAAGAGGAGCCUCCUCUGAAAUAUUGAUGAGGAAACUAUUUUCUGCUGCUAGAAAUUCAUUCUGGAGAUCUGGGAUAUAUGGCUGUCGGGAGACAUUUUGGGACUGCACACAUCCGAUUGUGGGAUAAAACACUUUAACCAUCAGCUCUCAAAAUGAGCUCUGAAACACAAGCCUAGCUAACUCCGUAAAUGCUUUACCUGAGCCACCACUCAUACUCCACAACAAACACUCUAACAGAGAGAGAAAGAGAGCAUGCAUAUUUAAAGAUGCAUUAACCUUUUAUUUUACCUCGUAUUGCGUACAGUAUGUAGGGGAACCAGUGGUGGUCUAGAAGUCUGUCUGUUUAGAAUAAUAGUUAUUUACUCUACAAACUGUAGUGCCUGUUCAUCUGCAUACAACAAAAUAAAAUGCUUCAUCAGAACAUUGAAA